Molecule: messenger RNA, 2770 nt
Organism: Salvia miltiorrhiza (redroot sage)
Lineage: Eukaryota; Viridiplantae; Streptophyta; Magnoliopsida; Lamiales; Lamiaceae
Product: pentatricopeptide repeat-containing protein At3g57430, chloroplastic-like
Biological process (GO): RNA modification
Molecular function (GO): RNA binding; zinc ion binding; protein binding
Source: RefSeq, a predicted model, not a curated record
UCCUCCUCAUCCGCACGCGCUGAUGUUUUAACCAUGCACUGCUCCCUGCCUCUUCCUCCCUCUAAUUCCAUCCAAACCCAGAAUUCGCCGGUCGUUACCACAUCAUCCCGACUCACCCGCUCCAACCACUCAUGGGUCGAAUCGCUUCGCUCCCACGCCCGUUCAAACUCCUUCCAGCAAGCCAUUACCACUUUUGUUCAGAUGCAGGCUGUCGGAAUUCUACCCGAUAAUUACGCUUUCCCUGCUGUCUUAAAGGCCGCCACCGCUCUUCAAGAUUUGCGCCUCGGGAAGCAGAUUCAUGGGUCUCUUGUUAAACUGGGCUAUGAUUCCCACGCCACUGUUUCCAAUACGGUAUUGCAUAUGUAUGCCAAAUGCGGGAGUGACGUCGACCAAGUCUUCAAGGUGUUCGACAGAAUUCCCCAAAGAGACCAAGUUUCUUGGAACUCGUUGAUAAAUGCUUUGUGCAAAUAUCAAGAAUGGGAAUUGGCUUUGGAGGCUUUUCGAUUGAUGGGGCUCGACAAAAUUGAGCCUAGCUCGUUUACUUUGGUCAGUGUAGCUCUCGCGUGCAGCAACUUGAAUAGGCGUGAUGGGUUAAGGCUUGGGAAGCAACUGCAUGGUUAUAGCUUGAGAGUCGACGAGAGAAAGACCUUUACAGACAAUUCUUUGAUGGCCAUGUAUGCGAAAUUAGGGAGAGUCGAUGAUGCUAAGAUCAUUUUUGAGUGGUUUGCACACCAUGACAUGGUUUCAUGGAACACUAUUAUUAGCGCAGUUUCACAGAAUGAUAGGUUCUACGAGGGGUUGGAGUAUUUCCGUGCUAUGAAUGACGAAGGAUUUAAACCCGAUGGUGUCACAAUUUCGAGUGUGCUUCCAGCAUGUUCCCAUUUGGAGUUAUUGAACUUGGGGAAAGAAAUUCAUGCGUUUGUACUCAGAAAUGAUGAUUUCAUGAGGAAUUCCUUCGUGACAAGUGCUUUGAUAGACAUGUAUUGCAACUGUAAACAAGUUAUGAGUGGGAGAAGAGUUUUUGACAGUGCAUUGGAUCGGAAGCUUGGAACAUGGAAUGCUAUGUUUGCUGGUUAUACUCAAAAUGGAUUUUACUUGGAGGCAGUGAUGUUAUUCAUGAAGUUGAUGGUUGUGUCCGGUCUUUUCCCUAACCCAACCACAAUGGCUAGUGUUUUGCCAGCUUGUGUACACUGUGAAGCUUUUGUUGAUAAAGAAGUUAUGCACGGAUACGUCUUGAAGUUGGGGCUUGGGAGGGAUAGAUAUGUGCAAAAUGCUCUGAUGGACUUGUAUUCCAGGGUAGGGAAGGUAGAUGUUUCAGAAUAUAUAUUUCACAAUAUGGAAAGCAAAGAUAUCGUGUCUUACAAUACGAUGAUAACUGGCUAUGUGGUGUGUGGAUACCAUGAAGAUGCUCUUGUUUUGUUACAUGAGAUGCAGACAGCUGAAAAGAAACAUGGAGUGAAUGUUGACUUUGACAAGAACAUUGAGGUCUCAUUUAGACCUAAUUCUGUAACACUCAUGACCAUCCUCCCUGGCUGUGCUGCUCUGGCAGCACUAACAAAAGGAAAGGAGAUUCAUGCUUAUGCCUUUAGAAAUGGAUUAGGAUCAGAUGUCGCUGUUGGAAGUGCGCUGGUUGAUAUGUAUGCCAAGUGCGGUUGCUUGAUUAUGGCUCGAAGUGUUUUUGAAAGCAUGCCUAAUAGAAAUGUAAUAACAUGGAAUGCUAUGAUCAUGGCUUAUGGGAUGCAUGGAGAAGGAGAUGGGGCCUUGACACUUUUUAGAAAAAUGGUGGUUGAUGGUGGCGAAGUUAAGCCUAAUGAGGUUACUUUUAUUGCAGUAUUUGCAGCAUGCAGUCAUUCUGGACUGGUUGAUGAUGGAAAACAAUUGUUCCAGACAAUGAAAGCAGAUCAUGGAGUCGAACCUAAUGCUGAUCACUACGCUUGUGUAGUUGACUUGCUUGGCCGAGCAGGCCGGCUUGAUGAAGCAUAUGACAUCAUCAACUUGAUGCCUGUGGGACUUGACAAGGUUGGGGUGUGGAGUAGUUUGCUGGGUGCUUGCAGGAUCCACCAAAAUGUGCAGCUUGGGGAGAUCUCAGCCUUCAAUCUGUUUAAGUUAGAACCAAAUGUUGCAAGCCAUUAUGUUUUGCUCUCGAAUAUCUACUCUUCUGCUGGACUUUGGGAAAAAGCUAAUGAAGUUCGUAGAAAGAUGAAAAGCAAGCGGUUAAAGAAAGAACCUGGAUGCAGUUGGAUAGAGUACAGUGAUGAGGUGCACAAGUUCGUGGCUGGGGACACGAGACACCCCCAGAGCGAGCAGCUUUACGCGUAUCUAAAUGAUCUAUUCGACAGAAUGAAAAAGGAUGGUUAUGUACCAGACACAUCCUGUGUUCUUCACAAUGUUGAUGAGGAGGAAAAGGAGAACUUACUGUGUGGACAUAGCGAGCGAUUAGCAAUUGCUUCCGGCCUCCUUAAUACGCCUCCUGGCACGACUAUUCGAGUUUCCAAGAAUCUCAGAGUUUGUAACGAUUGCCACUCUGCAACAAAAUUCAUCUCCAAGAUUGUUGGUAGGGAGAUUGUUGUGAGGGAUGUCAGAAGGUUUCAUCAUUUCAAGGAUGGUGCUUGCUCGUGUGGAGAUUAUUGGUGAUAUUUGUAGUCGGACAAUGUUGAUAUAAUCGAAGAAAACAAGAAGAUACAACUUGUAAUGUGUAAAAUUUAGAAGAAAUGUAAUGAUACUUGAUUGUUAGGCAUCUUUAUAAUACAAGGAAUUUAGUGCAUAUCAA